CUCAGCUCAGAUAGAAACUGUGGUCUGUUCAGUCACUUCAGUCCGGAUGAAGAUGAGGCUGAGCGUCUGCAGCUGCCUGGUAGCCGUUCUGCUGGGCUGUAAUGUCACCGCAGAGAUAGUUGAAGAGAAGAAGUCCAUCUCUCUGCGCUGUCCCCCGUCUGUCCCUGUGGACGGUCCAGUGACGUGGAGCAGAGAGACAAAUGGACACAGGGUUGAUCUUUUGACAGUUGAUGGUGACGGGGAAAGGAGACACAUUGACGACCGGCUCAGACGAUACAGCUCGUUGGCAGAUAAAUCAUUUCACAUCCACUCUGUCCUCCCCUCGGACACCGGAAGAUACUUCUGUAAUAAUUCAUCAACUGAACUGACGGUGAUCCCAGAAGGAACAACCAGACUCGCUGCAGAGAGGACCACCAUCACUCUGACCUGCCCUCAUGAUGCUGGAGGACCAACAUGGAGCAGAGAGACCGGUCGAAUAAAACACCAAGGACGGUUUGAUGUUUCAUAUGUGGACAAGACGUUGACUGUAAGAGACGUGCAGCCUGGUGACUCUGGACUUUACUACUGUGAUGGAAAACUGGCUGCAUAUCUGAUUGUGACCAAAGAUGAGACGUCUGAAAGAGAUAACAAGACUCCACUCGCAGCAACCUCAACAACUCCAGCUGCAAGAGGACGAACGGCAGCAGCAACACGGGCGUCAGCGGCACCACCCCCAGCAAGAACAGCUGCGCCUUCACCACCGUCAGCAAACACUGACACGACAAGACCGAGAAAGAACAGGGACAAGAACAGGGACAGGAACAAAGGUAAGAAGACACCAACACCGACCGCAGUGGCAGACCCAGGUUGGACUACAACCAUCAAACCAGUGGCUACCAAAGUCCAGCAACCCCUUCUCGCUUUAGUGUUGGGAAUAGUUGUCCCCUUCGUCGUCCUCCUCCUCCUCAUCGUCAUCUACAUUACUCGGAGACGCAGGAUGAAAAGACGAGAAACCGAAGAAAGAUACGCCAUCUAUGGUGAGGUGUGUCACUCAUUAGAGGUCCUGCCUACAAACGAUGCAUCAAACCAGAAUGAUUCGGUAUAUUCCACCAUCCCUGAUCUUCCAUGCGGUGGAGCGGAGUCACCGUAUUCUGUGAUCAGCGACACGUUUCCUGCAGGAAAUAAUGAAGGUUUGACCCACAUGACUGACAGAAGGUAGUUUUUAUUGGAGAAACCCGUAGCACCUGGAAACAUCAGUGACCAGCAGCGAGAGUCUGACCUGAACGCUGUGCUGCCGUCUACAGGACGAGGAACCACAGACGUCAACGUUCAAGCAAAUUCACAGGGUGUCUUAAGAAAAAAGAGAUCAUGUGACUCAUUUGAUGUGAAUUUUAAGAUUCUGAUUUCUGACUGUGAAGUUUAAAAUGAUCUGUUUCACAAUUUUCAGAAUCAAUGAAGGUAUUCCUGACUCUGCAUGGUUUUCUUGCAGUUAUAAGAUCUUGUCACUCUAUCGAAGUCUAAGCAGAUAUGGAGGUUCUGGCUACGAGAGCAUAAAGAAAAGCUUCUGUUAUUUAUAUCCCAGCCAUGUGAUUAACAGGUCUGAUGAAAGCUGCCUUCUCUCACCUCGUUUCCUGUUUGAGUUUAAAUAACUUUGU
Chelmon rostratus (copperband butterflyfish) is the source of this 1634-nucleotide messenger RNA. RefSeq lists its product as uncharacterized. Lineage: Eukaryota; Metazoa; Chordata; Actinopteri; Chaetodontiformes; Chaetodontidae. The coding region runs from base 47 to 1198 and encodes 383 amino acids. The record is from RefSeq and is a predicted model, not a curated record. The transcript has 10 exons.